AUGGCAGCCCUCGCAAAAGAAAUCGUGCUUGUAACCGGAGCAAACAGCGGCAUUGGGUUCGAACUCGCUCGCCAACUCCUCGCGAAAGGCACCUACCACGUCCUCCUCAGCGUCCGCUCGACCCAGCGCGGCACCGACGCCCUCAAAGACCUUGAAUCUCGCAAUCUCCCAGGCAGCAUCGAGUUUCUGCCCCUCGACCUUCAAGACGAUGCAACGAUCGCACAAGCAGCCACCUACGUGACCACUACUCACGGCCACCUCGACAUACUCGUUAACAACGCAGCCACCGCCUCUUUCGCCUCCGCCGACCGCGCCGCGUUCAAAGACUCCUUCGACACUAACGCCACCGGCCCCUACCUGCUGUCCAAAGCUCUGAUCGACCUGCUGCAGAAAAGUCAAAACCCUCGCAUCAUCAACGUGUCCUCGGGCGCUGGUUCCAUCGGCCGCCGUCUCACUCCCGCCUCACCCAUGUACAAGAUCCAAGCCGAGCCGUACCGCACUAGCAAGGUAGCGAUGAACAUGUUGACGAUGUGUUUGCAUGUUGAGUAUGGGUUGAACUAUGGGGAUGAUGGGAAAGGCGUGAAGGUCUUUGCGCAUGAUCCGGGUUUUACGGUGAGUAAUCUCAGUGCGGCGAAUACUAAAGAGCAAGGAGCACGGGCUGCGGAAGAGAGUGUGAAGAGCUUGAUGGAUGUUGUGGAGGGGAAGAGGGAUGACAGGGUGGGCAGAUUCAUACAUAACUCCGGGGAGUACCCCUGGUGA
This is a messenger RNA of Didymella exigua CBS 183.55, 759 nucleotides long. Its product is annotated as NAD(P)-binding protein. The record is from RefSeq and is a predicted model, not a curated record. The transcript is spliced from 2 exons. The coding region runs from base 1 to 759 and encodes 252 amino acids. NCBI's taxonomy places the organism in Eukaryota, Fungi, Ascomycota, Dothideomycetes, Pleosporales, Didymellaceae.